CGGGCCCCGCCGGGCGGGACUGUCCGCCGAGCUGGCGUGGGGCCCCCUCACACCCACGCGCACUCUCCCCUCAGCCCCGGCCCGGCGCUCCGAGACCUUCUUUUUGCUGCCCCUGAACGCCCCGUCGGGGCUUCCAGCCUUCUCUGCGUGCUCUGAAGGGUUGUGUACACUCGCUGCGUCGUCUAGCUUCCUGCCCGUGUCCCUGCGCUGUGUCUGGGACCCAGGAACCUAGGCGCCCAAACGGCAAGACCCCUGUCUCGUCCUCCUGCGCUUUUGAGCGAGCUGUCAGCUCCCCAACCCACUCCCUCUUUCUCCCCUGGCCACCCCUCCCAUCUUUGGCCGGCCCGGCCUCCUGUACUGGCCUCCCCAGCCUUCCUUCUGCUCCCUCUCCCCAUUCAUACUCCGGGGACUCCCAUUGGCUCCUGGGCCCCCAUGAAGGGCACCGCCAUCCAUCCUUGUACCCCAAGAUCUGAGACCCGGGGCUGUCCUUGUUCUCCUUCACCCUCACCAUCAGUCCGUCACCAAGGCCGGCACAUGUUCACCUCCUAAAGCUUUCUUUGUCUCUUCACUUCUCACCACCACCAAGCCUCCACGAGGCCCCAGAGUACUCCUGCCUGCUCCCUGGACUGCUGUGAGGGUGUCUUUAAGAGGCCUCUCUGCUUCCUCUCUUGGCAGCCAGAAGGAUGCUAAAAUGCUCAGUCAGGAUCACCUGCAUUUCCCUUAUCCCCCAAACCUUCAGAGAUUCCCAUCUUGCUCAGAGUCUUGGUAGAGAGACUAAACACAUAAUCCCUUGGUGUCUUCUGCUCCCUGGCUCCUCCACUCAUAGACCCUCUUACAGUUUCUUGAACAAACCAUGCUCUCCCCACUCCAGGGCCUUUGUGCAUGCUGACCCUGCUACCUGGCUGCUCUUCUCCAACCUGGUUAUCUGAUGAACUUCCCUUUACUCUGUGAUCAUCCCAGUGUCACUUCCUCAAAGAAGAAUUCGAUGGCCUCUCCCGCCAGAUAAAGACAGAGAAAAUGAAAAAGAGAAAAAAUCAGUGGUGUUACAGGAGCCAGUGUCCAAGUGGAGAAAUGUCCGCGGUCAUAAUCCUCUGGGUCUGAUGUACCACGAUGCCUGUCGAUGGGGCCUCACGCUGCAGACGUACGUGCAGCUCACCAUGCUGGACCACCACACUCGUCCUCAGACAUCUCCCGUGCGGUUGAUGGAGCGGUCGAUUCACAGCGCAAGAUAUAUUUUUGUAGAAAACCUAUAUAGAAGCGGGAAGAUGCCUGAAGUGGACUAUGUGAUUCUGUCGGAAUGGUUUGACUGGAUUGUGAGGAACAUCGACGUGUCUGUUGAUUUGAUAGUGUAUCUCCGGACCACCCCUGAGACCUGUUACCAGAGACUGCGGCUGAGAUGCAGGGAAGAGGAGACCGUCAUUCCCCUGGACUACCUGAAUGCUAUUCACCACCUCUAUGAGGAGUGGCUCAUCCAAGGGGGCCUUUUCCCUGUGACAGCCCCUGUUCUGGUGAUUGAGGCUGACCACGACGUGCAGAAAAUGUUAAAACUCUUUGAACAAAACCGGGACCGAAUAUUAACUCCAGAGACUCAGAAACAUGGUUCAUAGGAUGGGGAAGAUCAUGCCAGAAAAAUGCUGCCAAGUUAGCUAUUAGGAGCAAUUUGGAAAUAUCCACUCUCAAGAGGGCUUGAUAUCUGGCCACAUUUGUUUUCCUGAUGGUCUUUUCCUCUUUGCCAAUGUCUUCAUCCUGGGUCUCUGGCCCUUGAGGGUAAAUGACAAAUGGGACCAAUGGGUUUGUCAUGCCCUUUGGUGUUUGCAGCCUCGCAUUCCCCAGCACCUCUCCUGCUGGUUUCCCACUGCUGGGUCCCCGUGAUUAAGGGGAGAGCUGCCUGAAGUAAUGCUGGGCUUAGGGUCUCUAACUCUGCCGACCACCCAGGAGGGUGAGGUAGUGGCCUCACAUCCCAGGGAAGAGUUGAAGCUCAGAGAGGCUAAGAGACUCCCCCAGGGUCCCAGAGCCAGGGACAGUGGCGUUGGCUCAGUUCAGACUCGGCAUGACUCUCAAACAUUCUCGCCCUCCCGAGAGCCUGCCUUCCCUUGCUAGAGACCUCACGUGUGUAUGGGGAGAUCCAGCAGUGCACGGAGUCAGUACCAUCAUUUUCUCAUUAUCUGAGCCGCUCUCGAGGACAGUCGAUGCUCUUAGACUUUCACAAAGUUGGGUCGUGUUUGGCUUGAGCCCGGUGUUCAGUGGUUUCCCAGCAGGAGGCUGCUGUGGCAUUGACCACCUCGGCAUCUGCGCUUCCGUGUCCUUAGGAGAAUCCUGCGUGGGCUCCUGACUGGUGUCGGUCUCCUUGGUGACGAAGGCCUUGCCGGAGCUGCUGUCAGUUCUCUGUCGGGGAAAUGGCUUUGGUGCCUGGGUGGUUUGCCCAGGGCCAGGCUGGGGAAGGGGCCCACCAGCCCUGGCUUCUGAGGCCUCCGUACUCUGUACUGGCCUUGUGUGAAGAGCUUUGCCCUUGGAAUUACUGAGAGUUUGGGGUCCCGGGGAGAGACGCAAGUGGCCUUAAGUCUUUCUGAAAUGUUUUUCCAUCCAAGGAGACCCUUGGACCAUACAGCAUGAAAUCAUCUUUAUUGGUUCGGAAAAUAUCCUAGCUUCCCUCAGCUGCAGCAACUCAUCAAAGCCACCACUGUCUCUUGAGUCAAGUGGGAAGUAAGAGAAAGAACAUUCUUUUAAGGGGGGCAGUCUGGACUGGAAGAUCAGGGCUUGCAAGCAAAGGCUCUUGGGAGCCCUGGUGCUCCUGCUAUUUUGGAGGUGGGUGGAGAGAGCUUCGAGAAGACUGGUUGUAAGCAUGGGGAGGGGUCAGUUGUGACUUUGGGGCAACAGGCCUCAGCCUCUCCCGAGCAGCGGUUGGCAUCGGCGAGGGUUGGAAGGCCUCGUCCCAGCCUCUGCGUGAGUGUGGCACCUUUGCGUGCAGCUCUCUGACUCGACGUGGGUGACCGGAGCCCUGGUGGUCCCGCCCCAGAGGGAGGCAGGCGCUGUGACUCCUGGACCAGUUCUUGGGCUCUGUGGGCAGGAGGGGGGGCAGCAGCCCAGUGGGGACGUGUCUCUCGGCCCAAAGGUCAGGGACCGACCAGACGUCGGGGGGAGGCAAGGGCCUAUGCUGCCCGGUAGCUUGACGAGCCAAGUAAGUGAACAGUCCGGGAUUUCCCCCCACAGCUCAAUUUGAGCAUCUCUUUUGGGGGAAAUGUGAUUUUAAAGAAGGUAAAGUCUUGCCCCGUGGUCGCCAAUAAAUCCUUCACCUAAAAGCUGAUGUUAAUCUCGGCGUGCUGCCUAGGCCCGUGAUUUUAGCCCCCCACAACAGCAUCCUUUUGCCAGGAGGAGGAUGUGUUUUCAUUUUUUUUAAACCCCAUCUUUCCUAACAUGGGCUGUACGGGUCCAGGAGAGCUCACCAUCCUCCUGCUCUGGCACCGUGGAGCGGAUGCUGUGUGUCUGCAGCGGCCGGGGCAGGGGGCCGAGAUCUCGCGGGCCAGCUGUGUCCCACGAAACGGCUGGUGCCUGGCUUGCACGGACGAGGGUUGCUCUCCCCGUGUGGCAGGCAGGGCCAGUGGCACCGGGGGGCGCAGAGCAGCUAUAAAAGCCAGGGCACAAAGAGGGCAGAUGGCACACGGUAGGCACGGGGCCUAGUUUUUAGAGCAGAAGGGAGGCCCGCGGGGACUCUCAGGAAUGGCUGGGAGGAGCAUGGCGGGGCUGGCGUCUCUAAAUUGCCGACAGAGCAAGCCAGGGCAGUGACAUCCCCGCUAGGCUGGUGUCGCCCCAUUCUUACCCUGAGGGGGGGUUCCGUAGGGCAUAACGGGAGUACGCCCUGGAGCGGCCCCAGCUGCUUUGACUCUCGGUAAUUAAAAAAUUUUUUUGAAUAGCACGUUUUCUUUUAGUCAGCAGUUUUAGUGAAAUAAUUCUAAUUUACACGUCACCUUUUUAAUUUUAUAUGCAAAAGACAUGAUUAGAAUCAUUCAGAAAUAUUUCGUGUACCUGGUGAUUAAAAAAAAAAAAAUGAGAUAGAAGUGUGUUUCUGCGUCACAUCGAAGUGCGGAAGUGGGUGAUUCGGGGCUGGUGUGCUGGCUCCAGGGCCAUCGGGGCCCCGGGCUCCUGCUGGCUUUCUGUUCCCAGUUCAACCUCCUGGUUCGUGGCUUCCUUCCUCCAGGCACUUCCCUGUCCAAGAUGGUGCCAGAACUCCUCCUCCGGCUACUGCUGGCAUCAGGACAUACUGUCCGCCGCUCACACGUUAAUUCUAAUGUGGAUGAUGAGCUUUGCAAGGCACAACUGAGAUAAGCUGGAAGGUUCUAGCGAGAUUUUGCCAGAGGCCUUGGAGGUGGGGCAAAGGCAGGAGGGAAGUCGGGACUCAGGGGCCGGACCACGGCGUCAGGGCCGUGGUGCCCUGUGGCCCCACCUGUCCCUCCCUUCUGCCCUCACAUCACAUCUCCCUCACCGCCUGGUGCUACAGUGUCCUCGGUGUCCGCGGCUCAACCUGCCUCCUGCGUUGGGUGGAGCCAGGUGAGGGCACAGGCCGCCGGGCCGACGCACUCCCACCGCGUGGCUCUCAGGAGGCCCUCCUAACUGUGGACCCUGGGAAAUGAUGUCACCUUUCUGUUUCUCUUCCUACCCCCUUUCAUUAACACCUGAGCCCCUCAUCUGGAUACGAAGUCCCGUCCCUCGCCCCCCGCCCUCCCUGCCUGUGGAACACCUCAGUCAGAGACCCUUCCAGGGCCUCCCACAGACUCCCACCCCAGACCUGGGGAAGGAUUGAAGCAUUUACAACUCUGAGAGCAGGUAGAUGUUUCCAGAACCUGCCUGCCCCUAGGUGCUGUUCAAUCUAUGCCAUCUUGUUUUCCUAGAGCCCUGGGGCCGGAUGAGGGCGCUCACUUCAAAUGCUCCCCUAGCUGUGGAAUGAGCAACAUUCAUCCCCGUGGCCUGCCCAGCCUGAGGAAUUACAGUUAUUAAAGUAAUUGACGAGCUCCUGGAAAUGUCAGCCCUCCCUGUUGAAAAUCUAAUAACAAUAAUACCCUGCCUGGUGCCUCUGGGCUUUGGCAGUGGAUUACUCACCCGGGGCCCCAGGGUCACUGGCAUGGGGCUUUCUUUUCCUCAUAACGCCAACCCCGCAGGUCCCCUAAGGCCGAGUGAACUCUGUGUUCCUCUGCUUUACAUAAGAUAGUGAGCUUGCUAAAGGCUGUCAUUACACAGAAGCCAAAAGAGAGCCAGUCUUGUGGAGUCCAGAGUAGGUAUUGCAUUUACUGCCAUCUUCCUAAAUUUCUGCAUUUCUUGGCUUUUCUCUUCUUCAAGGCUGCGUCUGUGGAACACAGGUGUUUUGGGAGAUAAUAAUAGGUGUUCUGAGAAAGAAGGGUUCCGUAGUCCAGGAAGUUUGGGAAGCGCCACCUGGGUACUUUCUCUGAGACGCACAAGGUACAUUAGUUAAACUCAAGUAGUCCUGUGAUCAAACCCCCUUUUCAACUUUAUUUAAUCCUGGGACUCUCAAACUCAUUGACAGUAGAACCCCUCUUGGGAAUAGCCAUUAACAGUCUCCACGCAUGCUCACGUUCCUCGGAACACACAUUGAGAAUAGCACUGUUUUAGGGGACCUGCACCUGCGGCUGACUCUCCGCUUUUGUGCCCUUUGGGAGUCUCUAGCUCCUAGUUCUCCACCUUCAGUGCAUCUGAAUUCCCCGGAGGGCAUGUUAAAACAUGGAUUAUGAGGCCCACCCCCAGAGUUUCCAAUUGAGCAGGUCUGGGGUGUGCCCGAGAAUCUGUUCUCUGACACCGUUCCAGGUGAUGACGAGGCUGUGGUCCAGGGACCACCCUUUGAGAGUCACCUCUCUUGAUUGACACUUUCUAGAAUUGGCCAUCCCUGAGUCCCAAGAAAACUUGGCCCCUUGUUGGUUGUUGAACGUCUUGUGAGUGUUGGUUCCCCUGUCUGUCAAAUGAGAGAAUCGCUCACUUCUCAGGACAUGGAAGGGGUCUGGACCAGGGCCCGGUAUGCGGCAAGUGUCCCUGGAAAUGUUCGUUCAUCUGAUGUGGCCCAGAAAACGGGGCCUUAAAGCAGGUACUUGGCUGAGUAAUGGCAGCAGCUGCAGGGACUGGCACUUUCCAUUGGAGUGGUGUGGAUGCGUACUUUCACCAGCUAGUCAGGGGGCCACCUGGACUGAUCUAUCUGUUCAGUAGGUACAGGUCACUGGCCUCUUUGAGGCUGACCUUCGGGACCGUACCUCUGAAAAGUGCAUCAUGGCCCUUCUGGAAUAACAGAACAUGGGGCAGGCAAUUGGCCUUUUCUUUUUAAAAAUGUUCCUGCUUCUCAUGGGGACUCUGGAUCUAUAGCUGGCAUCCUAUGGCAUGAGAGAGGGGCCUGGAGAGAGACAGCUGCUUCUCAGGCCAUGGGAACGGACACCACUUCUUAUAACAACAAGGCCCUGGAUUCCUUACAGAAUAAACUGAUGUCUUCUUGGAGAUCUCCUUCUCAGUGGGCUCAGGUGACCUCUCACUCGUCCUUUCCCUAACGCACCGAGCAGAUUUAUUUGUAGCCAGAGAUGGGCAGAUGUUGGCAGCUCCAGGCUCAUCUUAGGAAAUACCCAGAAAAAGUAGACAGUGGCCAGUUGUUAAGUUUUAAGUGACUCUUACCUUUUGGGAUCCACUUGGCUUUGUGGGUGGGACUUGGGCUUUGGGAUCCGAAUACAGGCUGGGCUCCCAUUUCCCUGGUUGUUGGGUGCAAGACCUUGGGCAGGUCACCUCACUUCUCUGGUCCUGUUUCUUCCUCCCCUGGACACCGGGCUUCUGUUUUCUCCCUCACGCGGAGAGACGCUGCACAGACUACGAAGGGGGAUGGACACCGAGGGUCUGGAGCCGCGCCAGGCUACUCCCUGUCCUUCAAACCCCUUCCAGCUCUCUGUAGUUGGCUGGAGAAGAGACCAGACUUUCUUGCACCUUCCUGGAGGGGGAAGCUGUUAGUGGGCUGCUCCAGGCCAGGGUGGUGGAGAUGCUGCAUUUUCAUUUUUAAGACCUGCUUCUUCAUCAGUGCUAUGGGGAAGCUAGUAGUUCAGCAUCUUCGCCAGCCAUUUGCUUAGCCCAGAGUCCUCGGGCCAUCUGUAAGCAGGCCUCUCUUCUCUCCCUGUCUUUCGACAGCACUUCCCAUGCACCAACUCUGUGCCAGGCCCCGUGCUGGGUGACACGUGCACACUGGUGAACAGGACAGACACGGCCCCUCCACACAUGAAGCAUGUAGUUUAGCUCCUCCUAGAUGCCCCCGUCCUGAAAUAACCCCUGAGAAAAUGCACACUGAGGCAGGAGGGCGCCAGCAGCCCCUCAGCAUUCCCUUCUGCUGGGGUAAAGAAUUAACACCAUAAUAUAUCCCACAGAGUCAGUGACAAAACUAACACAAACAAUAACAUUUUAGUGACCUAGCAGGGUACAAAAUUAGCAUAUGCAAACAGUAAACAGCAGUCAUAAGGGUAGUGAAAAUCCCAUUUACAGUGGUAACAAAGAAGGUUAAGUACUUGGGAAUAAAUUUAACAAGAUACAUCCAAAAACAAAGAAGGAAAAAUGCUAAAAAGUCCUCAAAGACAGCAAAUAAGACUUGAACAAAUGUAAAGACAUCCCAUUCUUGGAUAGGAGGACUCAACACAAAGAUGUCAGUUCUGCCUAAGUUAAAUUACAAAUUUAAUACAAUCUCAAUAGAAAUACCACAGUCUAUUUUAUGGAACUCUACACGUUAUUCUAAAAUUCAUAUAGAAAAGUGAACAUUCAGGAAUAACCAGGAAACGACUGAAAAAGAAAAACAAUGUUGGAGGACCAGCCUUACCAGACAUUCAAACAUAUUCUAAAACCUCUAGUAUCAAAAUAGUGUGGUACUGCUGCGUGAAUAGACAGAGCAGUGGAAUGAAUAGCCCAGAAAUAGACCUAAGCGCACGUGGAAAUUUAGUACAUGAACAAGGUGUCAUCUCCAAUCACUGGGGUAAAGAUGGACUUUUUAACAAAUGGUGCCGAAGUGACCCUUUGGGGAAAGAUAAAGAGAUCCAUAUCUCACACCGUACCCAAGAAUAAACUCCAAGUGGUUAGGAAUCUAAAUGUAAAAAUUGGAACCGGGCAAGUACCUUGAUUUAGGGAAAGCUUCCUAAGUAUGAUUCAAAAUCCAGGGGAAACUAAAGGUUAAUCAAUUUGACUAAAUAAAAAUUUUAAAAAUUGUGUGAUAAAACCCAUCAUGAACAAAGUCAAAGGACCAGAAACCGGGAGAAAAUGCAACUUAUGUAACAGACAGAGGGUAAAUAUUCCUAACUACCCAUGAAGAAUUCUUUAAAAAUGAAGGACAAAGGACCAAAAAUCAAAUAGAAAAAUGAGAAAAAGAUGUGAAAGACAAUUUACAAAAAAGAUCUAAAAAUGGCCCAUAAACAUGUGAAAAGCACUCAAAUUCAUGCAGAAAUGCAAAUGCUAUGGUCUGAAUAUUUGCCCCUCCCCCGAAGUGCACUUGUUGAAAACAUAAUGCCCAAGGCGAUGGUAUUUAGGAGGACCUUCAGGAGGGGGGGGAUUAGGCCAUGAGGGUGGAGCCCUCAUGAAUGGACUUAGUGCUGUUAAAGAAGAGACCCCACAGAGCUCCCAUGCCUCUUCUAUGUGAAGACACAGCAAGAAGUCAACAGUCUGCAAACUGGCCAAGAGCCUUUGCCAGAACCCGGCCAUACUGGCACCACAUUGGACUUCCAGCCUCUAGAACUGUGAAAAAUAAAUUUCGGUUGUGUUUAA
This is a messenger RNA of Mirounga angustirostris (Northern elephant seal), 8772 nucleotides long. RefSeq names its product thymidine kinase 2 (gene TK2). Lineage: Eukaryota; Metazoa; Chordata; Mammalia; Carnivora; Phocidae. Gene Ontology annotation, biological process: nucleobase-containing compound metabolic process. The transcript is spliced from 9 exons. Gene Ontology annotation, cellular component: cytoplasm. The record is from RefSeq and is a predicted model, not a curated record. Bases 1101 to 1607 code for a protein of 168 amino acids. Gene Ontology annotation, molecular function: deoxynucleoside kinase activity; ATP binding.